AACUGAGACUUCUGGUAUGCGGUGGCUAAACCUUGGUAUUGCCUGCGGUUACUAUCCAACUACUCGAAACCCCUCCGAAAACCCGACUACCGACCACCAACUAUCGAUCCCCAAGCCAGAGCCAAAUUCCGUAACUCAAUCAUGUCUCAUAUCCGCCUCGGAAUGCCGCCGAUCGAUCGUCCAGGAUACCAGGGACACAGCAAGAUGGAUGACUGGCGCCCGGGGGCCACCAACAUGCCGAUUAUGUCGCCAUCGCCGUAUCUCCUCAGCCGCUUCACCAGCAACGUUCCCCUGCCGACGCUCUACGCCGGCGAUUCGGCAAGAAAGCCGAAGCUCUCGGUGAUCGAGCUGCUGCUCUACAACAUGGCCUCCCUGCUGGCCGGAGUGGCGGCUGGCUACGAUGUCCGGAUGUCGAACGUGUCGCCAGUGCAUCCCACGUUGCUCAGCGAAGUGCCCGCUUUGAAGGCGGCCCCGAAAGCAGUGGCUUCAAUCACCGAGGAUCAGGAUAAGAUCGUGGAACUGGAGGUGGAGGCGCCGCCCAAGCAGCAGGAGGACGAACAGCAGCAGGAAAUAAGAGAGAGCACGCCCAGAAAGAUGGUCAGCCAGACGAGGUAA
Drosophila takahashii is the source of this 615-nucleotide messenger RNA. NCBI's taxonomy places the organism in Eukaryota, Metazoa, Arthropoda, Insecta, Diptera, Drosophilidae. The record is from RefSeq and is a predicted model, not a curated record.